AUGAACAGAAUGGCAGCUCAACUUGGUGGACUCCUGCCUAACCUCGCGGGACCCAACGACAGGAUCAGACGACUAUUCGCGAUGGUCAUGAAUUCCGUGGCUAUAUACGGGGCUCCGGUGUGGGCAACGGAAGCAGGCAGGAGCCAGAAGAUCAAAAGGGUGCUACGCGUGACGACAGCGCUUGCUGGUACUCCACCGCUGGAGAUCCUUGCGGCGAUGCACGCCGAAAAUUACGAGGCCUUCGCGGAGAUCAAGGAGAACUUCGGCCCGGACGGGAUCACGCCAGAAAUGGAACGACAAAUAAGAUCCAGAUCGCGAGAAACCAUGAUCCGGAACUGGAAGACAUGGCUAGAGGGCCCGGGACACGGCGGCGGGGAACUGCUACGUGCAAUCCGCUCGCACGUAAAAGAAUGGAUGGUGGGCAGAAUUGGCCUGUCCUUCCACGCAACGCAGAUGUUGACCGGACACGGCUGUUUCGGCCAGUAUCUGCGCCGCAUCGGGAGCGAGUGCACAGAGAGGUGCUGGCACUGUGAUGCCGAGAAGGAUACGGCAAGGCAUACCCUGCGGUAUUUCCCAGCGUGGGAAGAACAGAGGGCGGCACUCAGAAGAGAAAUAGGGCAGGACAUAACGAUGCCUACAAUCGUUAGGAAACUUCUGCAGAACCAGGCGAGAGAGGCAUUCCUUACUUUCUGUAGCACAGUAAUGAGAAGCAAGGAGAAUAGCGAAAGAGCGCGGGAAG
Molecule: messenger RNA, 739 nt
Organism: Mycetomoellerius zeteki
Lineage: Eukaryota; Metazoa; Arthropoda; Insecta; Hymenoptera; Formicidae
Exons: 2
Source: RefSeq, a predicted model, not a curated record